Molecule: messenger RNA, 546 nt
Organism: Fusarium subglutinans
Lineage: Eukaryota; Fungi; Ascomycota; Sordariomycetes; Hypocreales; Nectriaceae
Product: cutinase
Exons: 2
Coding region: 1-546 (181 amino acids)
Biological process (GO): carbohydrate catabolic process
Cellular component (GO): extracellular region
Molecular function (GO): cutinase activity
Source: RefSeq, a predicted model, not a curated record
AUGAAGCCCACUCAUACUCUCAUCGCCCUUGCGGCCCUUAUCUAUGCGGCUCCCGUCGUAGAGCCGCCAAUGUCCCUUGCUAUCCCUGGACCCGAUACGCAUUUCCAACCCCACGUCAAACGCUGCAAAAAGGGUCCACCAAAGUACGAGGGAAGACACCCAUACGGCAACCAAACUUAUAACCAGAUCGACGACGGGACGCCCUGCCGCAAUGUCACCAUGAUCUUCGCCCGAGGAUUGAAGCAGAAAGGCAACGUAGGAAAGGUUGGUGAUGACGGCCCCAUGAUAUUCAACCAUCUGGCCGAGUUGAUUGGCCCGGAAAACCUGGCCAUUGCUGGUGUGAACUUUUCGGCGAACAUACGCGACUGGGUAGCACCAAACAAGUCAAAAGGCGGCUUGAUCAUGGCUGAGCUUGUCAAACGGGCCGCAACCAAGUGUCCCAAUACCAAGAUUGUCCUCGCCGGCUACAGCGUGGGCGGGAAGGUACUGCAUAAAGCUGCUGAAAACCUAAGUGAGGAGAUGACGCAGCGCAUAACUGCUGGUUAG